Punctularia strigosozonata HHB-11173 SS5 is the source of this 2832-nucleotide messenger RNA. Its product is annotated as WD40 repeat-like protein. The transcript has 11 exons. The record is from RefSeq and is a predicted model, not a curated record. NCBI's taxonomy places the organism in Eukaryota, Fungi, Basidiomycota, Agaricomycetes, Corticiales, Punctulariaceae. Gene Ontology annotation, molecular function: protein binding. The coding region runs from base 1 to 2832 and encodes 943 amino acids.
AUGUCGGACCAGUCUACCCGUGAGUCGUCGGACUCGAGCAGCGAUCACCCACCACCACCCGCUGUCCCACAAACUGCGGUGAGCGGUGCGAGUCCAGUUGCCGAAGAGACACGGGGCCCAUCGCCGGUGCUUGCUGUGCCAGAGAGUGACGAAAAGCUUUCGUGCGGCUGCCUGAAACAGGGCCGGAACCUCGUCGUAUGCAUCGACGGAACUGCGAACCAGUUUGGCCUGAAGAACACGAACGUGGUGGAACUGUACAGCCGCCUCGUCGACUCCAAUGAACAACUCGCAUACUACGACAGCGGGAUCGGCACGUACGUCAAGGAGCGAUUCUCUCUGCGUUACGUCGCACAAGUCAUCGAUCACACCAUCGACAUGGCGAUUGCAUGGAACUUCAAGGAGAUAGUCCUCAAGGCCUACGAAUGGUUGUCAGAAAACUAUCGGGCAGGCGACCGCAUAUUCCUAUUUGGGUUCUCUCGCGGAGCCUAUCAAGCUCGUGUUCUCGCAGGUAUGAUACAAAAGGUUGGGCUCCUCAAGAAAGGAAACAAUAGGCAGAUACGUUUCGCAUACGAGUUGUAUGAGUCUGCCACCGCCCACCAGAAGAGACGGUUCGAGGACGCUGGCAACCCUACGCAAGAAGACGUCGAACAGAACAACAGAUGGCGAAGACUACUGAGAAAGAUGAAGCGACAAGGGUUCUUCGCCUCCGCCGCGAAGGCGGAUGCCCGCCCACUGGAAGGCUCUGCUGACGAGAAGGGGCGUCCGGCGCUCGGUGGUCCGAGUGCUGGCAAGCCUGCGCAGUCCGAUGCCAAGGAUCACGGCCCACGGAAGAAAUCCCCGAAAGAACGGGAGCCAGAGGCUCCUUCUCCCGAAGACCUGUGCAAACACUUCAAGUCGACGUUGUCGCGCGAAAACGUGAAGGUUCACUUUGUCGGUGCAUGGGAUACUGUAUCGUCCGUCGGCAUUGCUAGAGGUCCUACGCUACCCGAAACAACCACCGGGAUGUCGCACGUCUGUGCGUUCAGACAUGCGCUGGCACUCGACGAACUGCGGGUCAAGUUUCUGCCCGAGUACGCUAACGGAGGAGCUGGGCCGAAGGAAAGCAAGGGCAACGUCAAAGAGGUAUGGUUCGCAGGCUCGCACUCAGAUAUCGGGGGAGGGAACCUACCGAACCUUGAAAGCGACCGUUUCGGACCAGCGCUUCGCUGGAUGACGUACGAAGCCGACCUCUGGGGACUCCGGAUGAAAGCCGACAGGGGCAAGUGGCACGCAUCAGAACUAACCAAGUCUAUGAACUGGUUCUGGUGGUUCCUCGCUUCCCUGCCGAUCAAGCGGCUAUCGUACAAAGACGCGGAGAGCACAAAGAGAUGGCCGCCUCAUCGCGCGGCACCUCGGAAAGUGAUGGAGGGUCAACUCAUUCAUGAGUCUGUCUUCGAGCUCAUCCACGAGCCCGUCCCCGAUGUCAGAGAGCGCUACAUACCUCGCGCUCGGCUCCCGCCUACCUGCUCCGCAUCUUGGGAUUCCGUUGAGUUGAAAUAUGAAGUGAAGAUGGAAGAAGAUUCCUACGUUUCCGCCCGCGCAAUCAUCGGCGAUCUCAACAAGAAGCUCACUCUUACCGAGAGACAAAUAGAGCGGCUGGCGGACCUGCCUUCGUCAGGCAAGUAUCGUGGACGACAGCUCAUCAUCGACUACCCAAACUCCUGCACGGUAUUGCUCGACGCGCUUGAACGAGAAUCCGGACGCGAAGAUGGAGACACGCGAUCAAACCUGCUCACAAGCGUUGCGAUGGCAAUGACAGCGUUUCGCUUGGUGCCCCAUGCUCAGACGCGCGCAGUAGCAAAGCUACGGCGUAUAGUAGACAUGAUUGCACGAGAUACCCCCGAGAAAGUUUCCGCUGCAAAUCAACUUCUGAACCUAUUCCGUGACAGACAGGUCAUUGCUAUGGAAGGACACAGGUUUGAUGUGACGUCCGUCGCGUUCUCACCAGAUGGCUCGCAAAUCGCGUCGGGCUCCUGGGACAGCACGAUCCGAAUUUGGAACGCGGACACCGGAAAGGAAAUCCGCGAGCCUUUACGGGGCCACACGCGCAUCGUCACUUCGCUGUCGUUUUCCCCCGAUGGAAAGCGCCUUGCCUCGGCCUCAAAUGACGAGACCGUGCGACUGUGGGACGUGCGGACAGGGCAGCAGACCGGGCAGCCGCUCGAAGGGCAUACGUUCUGGGUUUACUGUGUCGCAUUCUCACCCGACGGCAACCGCAUCGUCUCGGGUUCAGCCGACUACACGCUCCGACUCUGGGAUGCGCAGACCGGACAGGCCAUCGGCGAGCCUUUACGGGGUCACUCUGGCUUGGUCAAGAGCGUCGCUUUUUCACCGGAUGGGAAGCACAUCGCCUCAGGAUCCAUGGACAGCACGAUCCGACUCUGGGACGCCGGGACAGGGAAAUCAGUCGGGGAUCCGCUGCGAGGCCACGACCACUGGGUUUUGUCAGUCGCAUAUUCCCCCGAUGGCGCGCGCAUCGUCUCGGGUUCCGACGACAACACCAUUCGGAUCUGGGACACCCAGACAAGACAGACGGUGUUAGGACCACUGCAAGGGCACGAAAAAGGCGUCACAUCCAUGGCAUUCUCGCCGGAUGGCAAGUACGUCGUCUCCGGCUCCUGGGACGGCACGAUGCGGAUAUGGGACGCGCAGACAGGACAGACCGUGGCCGGGCCUUGGGAAGCUCACGAUGACAAGUGGGUACGCUCCAUCGCGUUCUCGCCCGAUGGCAAGCGCGUCGCCUCGGGCGGCGGUGACUACAUGGUAAAAAUAUGGGACGCGGAGAUCGUUUAG